Aspergillus nomiae NRRL 13137 is the source of this 2319-nucleotide messenger RNA. RefSeq names its product serine/threonine-protein kinase. Gene Ontology annotation, biological process: protein phosphorylation; intracellular signal transduction. Gene Ontology annotation, molecular function: protein serine/threonine kinase activity; ATP binding. Lineage: Eukaryota; Fungi; Ascomycota; Eurotiomycetes; Eurotiales; Aspergillaceae. The coding region runs from base 1 to 2319 and encodes 772 amino acids. The record is from RefSeq and is a predicted model, not a curated record. Gene Ontology annotation, cellular component: nucleus; cytoplasm. The transcript has 3 exons.
AUGACCGUCUCUUACGAUCACUCGUCGUUGCGGAACGCCGCACCGACGUCAAUGGCUACCCUUGAAGACCGGUUUGAAGUGAUGAAGGAAGUCGGGGAUGGUAGCUUUGGCAGUGUUGCCGUGGCUCGUGUACGGACGGCUGGUUCCAACAUCGCGCGGAGAGGAACCAUGGUUGCCAUUAAGACUAUGAAGAAGACCUUUGAUUCAUUAGCUCCGUGUCUAGAAUUACGGGAAGUCAUUUUCCUACGGACCCUGCCCGCUCAUCCACACCUCGUUCCAGCUCUCGACAUUUUUCUCGACCCUCUUUCCCGCAAGCUGCAUAUCUGUAUGGAAUACAUGGAUGGUAACCUUUACCAACUGAUGAAAUCUCGAGACCACAAGCCGUUCGAUGGGAAGCAUGUGAAGAGCAUCCUAUACCAAAUUUUGUCGGGCCUUGAUCACAUCCAUGCCCACCACUUUUUCCAUCGUGACAUCAAACCGGAAAACAUCCUUGUCUCCACAUCCGCUCCGAGCGACUCUGCUUUCAGCCGUUACUCUAACCUAGUAACUCCCCCCUCAACCCCUCCAACAUAUACCGUGAAAAUCGCCGACUUUGGCCUCGCAAGGGAGACCCAUUCCAAGCUCCCGUACACUACAUAUGUCUCCACAAGAUGGUACCGAGCUCCUGAGGUCCUUUUGCGUGCAGGUGAAUACUCCGCGCCUGUGGACAUGUGGGCUGUCGGAGCCAUGGCCGUUGAAAUCGCUACGUUGAAGCCAUUGUUUCCCGGUGGUAAUGAAGUUGAUCAGGUUUGGCGAGUUUGCGAAAUUAUGGGUAGCCCAGGGAACUGGUACAGUAAGUCGGGCUCCAAGCUCGGUGGUGGUGAAUGGAGAGAUGGCUCCCGUCUUGCUCAAAAACUGGGAUUCACUUUCCCCAAGAUGGCCCCGCAUUCAAUGGAAAGCAUCCUCCAAGCACCCCAAUGGCCAACGUCUCUUAGCCACUUUGUCACUUGGUGUCUGAUGUGGGAUCCCAAGAAUAGGCCAACUUCGACACAAGCCUUGAAUCAUGAGUACUUUGCAGAUGCUGUUGACCCAUUGCGACCGAGGUCCUCAACUGCCCGACUGUUGGGUCGGAAAACUUCGGACAAGAGCUUCAAGUCUCCUACCCGGGAAAACAGUGACUCGCCCUCUCUCACAUCUAAGUCGUCGUGGUUCAGAAGAUCAUUGAUCGGAAGGUCUGAUAGCGAUAACGAGCAGUCAAAACAGCCUGUUGUCUCAUACAGCACGGCCCCUGAGACGACCAAGACUAAGCCUGCGCCCAGUAAGCGUGCCACUUGGGCAAAUGGAGCCCCGAUGCCUAUCUUGCCCUCAAUCCGACCGGUAUCCCCGCUUUCCAACGCAGUCACAGCACAAGCAAAUUCAUGUCUUGCCGGUGACAACGGAAAGGCGAGCAAGAAGAUUGGCAGACAGCUUUCGCUCAACUCCCAUGGCAAUCACUACGCUGAUGUCCACAGGCAAGAAGCGGAGAGGGCUUUGAAUGGUGGAAACCCUCUGGUUGGUGCCAACCAGAAGGAGAGUUUUUUCUCUCACCUUCGCAAACGUGCUCGUAGGCUAUCUGGCCGUAACCAGGGAAACGUGGGAAGCGAUGAUGUUGAGGCUAAUGCUGGUUGUAUGCCUUGGUCGAAUCGUUCAUCUUUAGCCUUGGACACUGCCAGUGCUAACGACGCCAAGCAAGGCUCUGAUUUGUCGGAAUUGGACAAAGCCCUUCAGGGCGUGAAAUGCUCACUCGAUUCGACUGCACUUGGAAAUGUCCCUGUCCAUAUUACCUCACCCAUGGAGGGCGUGAAGAGACAAUCCAUGCCUCAAGGAUCUAUGCGCUCAAUGGGAGAUAGCCCCGUUUCAACCAGUGGUACUGGUGCGCCAAUCUCCAGCCGAACUCGGCGUGCGCUGCAGCUCUCCAGCCACCCUGUUCACCGCUACGAAACGCCGGAAGAGGAGGAUGAGCUCCUCGAUGAAGCCUUACAUUCGGCGAGCAAAGCUGCGAGACGACUAGCACAGACUGAGGCAUCGUCCGAUAGAUCAUCGAAUUAUAGUCACCAGGCCAUGGGAAACGACAACUCACGCGCAUUGCCUAGCCCCUAUCCUACCCCCUCUCCAUCAGCAAAAUGCGACGGUGUUUCCUUUGGCCACUCUGAUGCUACUCCAAUUAAGCGAUUGGGUCUUGCCGAUGGCAAGACAGACCCUGCCACAAGUACGCGCCAAUGGCCUACCCCGCCUUACGAAGAUGGGGACUGGAACCAUUCAGGCCCUACAAACUUCAUGACAGGGUCGACCUAUAGGUAG